Molecule: messenger RNA, 1784 nt
Organism: Thamnophis elegans (Western terrestrial garter snake)
Lineage: Eukaryota; Metazoa; Chordata; Lepidosauria; Squamata; Natricidae
Gene: RNF32
Product: ring finger protein 32
Exons: 8
Coding region: 66-1193 (375 amino acids)
Molecular function (GO): protein binding
Source: RefSeq, a predicted model, not a curated record
UUGGUACUGCACAGAGGACCUCUUUGUAUAUUGAAGAUGAAGAAAUUAUCACUGCCUCCUGUUCCAUGAUGCAAAAGAAAUAUUUCAAGGGGAGUUCCUACAAACCAGAAUCUGUAGUACUUACUGCUGUGGCAUUACAAGAUCAUAUUUUACAUGAUCUCCAACUGCAACAUCUUUCAUUAGCAGAUCCUUUAAAGUCAAAGACAUGGAAUAAAAUAAAUAAAUAUAGACCUGUGAACAAAGAGAAAAUCAAAGCAGUUAUAGAUACUGGAUUAAAACAAACAAACAAACAGCCAAACAACCAAAAUAACCCACAAAGCGAAGAUCCAGAAAAAGAAUAUGUUCUUGAUCCAAGUCCUCAGCCUCUGACUUUAGCUCAGAAAUUUGGAUUGGUGGAGCUUCCUGAUGUGCCAUUAACUCUAGACGAUUGGGAAUAUGUGAAGCAACGAUCCAUAAAGCAAGGAGAUUCUGUUCAACCCUGUGCUAUAUGCAAAGAAGAAUUUGCCCUUCAGCCACAGGUGUUGCUCUCUUGUUCUCACGUAUUUCACAGAGCAUGCCUGAAAGCUUUUGAAAGAUUUUCAGCUAAAAAGAGCUGUCCAAUGUGUAGAAAAACCCAAUAUCAAACACGAGUAAUUCACGAUGGAGCCCGCCUUUUUAAAAUAAAAUGUGCUACGAGAAUUCAAGCUUUUUGGAGGGGACAUAUUGUUAGAAAGUGGUAUAAAAAUCUGAGAAAAACAGUACCCCCCAAAGAUGUGAGAUUAAGAAAAAAAUUCUUCGAAGAAAAGCUGACUGAGAUUUGCCAGCGAUUAUUGAAAUCCUACGAUACUUGUAUUGACGAAUUCUUCUGCGAGAUAGAUUCCACUGUAGCUGCAAGUCAUGAAAUAUUUCAGCAACUAGAGGAAAAGCUCGGUCCAGAGAUACAUGAAGUUGAAUGGGAAAAAAUUCAGAUUCAGGCUUUCCGACAAGAUAUUUCUGAUUGUCCUAUUUGCAUUAUGCCGCUCAUGCAGCCAGCUCAGCUUCAGGAUGGACUUUCCCCAAAUGGCUAUCAGUCAUGUCCCCGUCAGACAGCUCUGCUCUCCUGCUCUCACAUGUUCCAUAGUACCUGUCUUCAAGCAUUUGAAGAGUUUUCUUUACGGAAAAGACCUAUCUGUCCUUUAUGCCGUUCCUGUUAUCAGAAGAAAAUUCUCAGCUAAAGUUUAACAAUUUAACAUAAAAUUAUGAAUAUAUUUGUAGGAGGCCUUAGUAGAAAUAAUAUAUCUAAAUGUGUUUUAAUUGCAUUUCAGAGAGAGGGGGAUACACAAAUUAUUUUUUUUCUGAUGUGUGCACAUGUGUGAAAACCUAGGAAGUGCUAUCCCUAGACUUAUUCCAGCCAUUCAGGUGGGAUUCCAGUUCUGUGUCACUUCCACUGAACGUUUGCAUGCAUGGACUGUCCCACAGGUGCCAAUGAAUUGUCAGAAAGGGAGAAAAGCUCCAAAUCCCUGGAGAAACCUGGAGAACCAACUGCAACAAAACAUUUCUUCAUAAAUUUUAAGCUAAGCUGAACAUGUAAUAUUCCCUUCUCGUUUUGUGAGGCUUCUGUCGACUAAAACAAGGGCUCUGUAUGUACCUAUUAGCUAAAGGCAACAGAAAGAAUAAUUGAUGCAUUGUAUAAUGCUUUGCAAAGGUUUGUAAUUCUGGCUAGUUUCCUGGUGGAAAUCAUUUUUGGGUGACCAAUGUUCUUUAUCUGUGUAUUUGUAGCUACAGAUCAGUGGUUCCCAACAUGGACAGGGUGGCAAUUUGAUUUU